Fusarium falciforme is the source of this 735-nucleotide messenger RNA. Its product is annotated as NPP1 domain protein. The transcript has a single exon. The record is from RefSeq and is a predicted model, not a curated record. Bases 1 to 735 code for a protein of 244 amino acids. NCBI's taxonomy places the organism in Eukaryota, Fungi, Ascomycota, Sordariomycetes, Hypocreales, Nectriaceae.
AUGGCAUCCCCGGCCCCUGUGGACGCAGGGCACGACCUGCACAAGCGAGCUCAAGAGCGAAACCACGACUCUAUUCAACCUAUUGCAUCGAACUGGGCUCAGGAUUCUGUCGGCCGAGCCUUGAAGCAGUACCAACCUUCACUGCUUUCUGUUGAAGGCUGCUGGGCAUUCCCCGCCGUCGACCAGGAGGGAAACUGGAGCGGUGGUCUGAAACCGUCGGGCGGCAAGACCGGCGGCUGCUCCCGCAGUACGGGACAGACCUAUGCCCGUGGUGCCUGGCAUAGAGAAAAGUUUGGAAUGAUGUACUGCUGGUACUUCCCGAAGGACCAGACUGAUUCCCCGGUCCCCAGGGGACACCGCCACGACUGGGAAUGCGCCAUUGUCUGGAUCAGCAACCCUGGCCGGCCUCAGCUUCAAGGGAUCUCGACUUCGGCGCACGGUGGCUGGAAGAGAUGGGACAAGGUUAACCCCUGGAACGUCCGCGGCGAUGCCUUCAAAGUCAAGUACUUCCAGGACAUCAAGGUUUUCGGAACCCAUUCUCUUGAUAUUACUGGGGAUGAUGGCGGCGGUUUUGCCCCUCUCAUUCAGUAUGAACUGCUGCCUGUUGCUGCCCGGAACUCUUUGAACACUGUCAACUGGGAGUCCGCCACCUUCAUGAUGAAGGAUCCUCUUUUCCGCAAGAACCUUGAGGCUGCGUACCCUUUUGCCAAGAACAGCCCUUGUAAGCAGUGCUAA